This is a messenger RNA of Macrobrachium nipponense, 995 nucleotides long. RefSeq names its product UDP-glycosyltransferase UGT5-like. Lineage: Eukaryota; Metazoa; Arthropoda; Malacostraca; Decapoda; Palaemonidae. Bases 143 to 988 code for a protein of 281 amino acids. Gene Ontology annotation, molecular function: UDP-glycosyltransferase activity. The record is from RefSeq and is a predicted model, not a curated record. The transcript has 5 exons.
GCAGUACAAAGUGGAAAAAAAAUGAUAACCACAUAAAGGUCAAUGAGUAAAAUUUAAAAAAGUAGCUUUCGGCUGCGGUUCUGCUGCCUUCAUCAGCGGGAGAGAGAGAAAGGAGACAAAAUAGAGAGAGGGAAAAUGUAAGAUGAGAUCCUUGCUGUUCUUGCUGCUGGUGUUGAGGUGGACCUCGGGGGAACUGCCGCCUCCAGAGAGGUCCUACAAAAUCCUGAUGGUCCUUCCAGUUUCCAGCCACAGCCACAGGAAUGUUUUUCUUCCUUUAGCGAAGGCUUUGGCAGAGCGAGGUCACAAGAUCGAGAUGCUGAGCAACACGAACAAACCCAUAGUCCAUCCGGGCAUCCAUGAAAUCGCCCACAACCUGCCCGAAUUUGAUGUGUCGACUCUGAACUUGUUCGACACCCGAAAGGAGCCAGAAGGUUCAUUUUACCUCUUCAUAGAUGCAAUGCCCAAAUUUGCCCGGAAGAUCUACCACUUGCCUCAAGUGAAGGAACUCUAUGCCAGGAGGAAGGAGUUCGACCUUGUCAUUGCAGACCACAUGUUUAACGAGGUCGUGUAUCCCUUCGCCUAUGAGCUACCCUUCAUGACUAUUGCCACACCGGGCAUGGACUACAGGCAAAGUGCCGUCCUGGGCAACGUCCUCAACCCAGCUUACGUGCCCAAUUUCUUGCUGCCAACGAGCUUGGAUACCGUCUUCGGGCGCCUUAAAAACACUUUCCUGCACAUCUUCACCGCCAUCCAUUGGAGACUCUGGAAGAUUGUUCCUUCUGUACAGAAAGAGAUCUCAGCCCAGUUCCCUGACCUCCCUCCCCUUUUGGACAUCGAAAGGAACCAGUCUCUCACGCUCCUGAAUUCUCACUUCUCGAUGGACAUGCCGGUUCCCCUCCUGCCGUCACAGAUCGAGGUUGGGGGCUUACACUGCCGACCGGCGAAGCCCUUGCCAGAGGUGAGGCUCACAUUCAGUCACAAGCCUUGAAAUUAUA